AUGAAGGGCCGCUCAUCAAAGAUCGGGAGAAUCCAACAGUGUGAUGGGCCAUGCCCUACCACCUUCACUACGUUACUUUGCUCCUUCUCCAUUAGUGGAAAGACAACCCAUUUGAAGGUUGAGAUCGUUAUAAGCUUAUCUCUUCGCAUCGGGCCUGAGACUAGGGCUGUAAGAAGGGCCCCUCCUCCUGGCUUCAAUCAGCCCCAUACUGAUUCAAGGGCUAUGCAUCGAAAUGAGGCUUGGCCCAGCCCUUUUCUCUCAAUCCAAUCUCGGAUUUACAAAGUCACAUCUCAUUUACUAUCGGAUUCCCUCACUGUCGGAAGGUUUCAAGCGGGAAGAAUUGGACAAGAUGUGAAAGUUACUCUUCGAGAAUGCCUUACUUCAUCCGCAGCAAGAGAAGUUGCUCUUUUCGUCUUAUCCGCUGUUCUCUUAUUCUUAGACUAG
This is a messenger RNA of Dovyalis caffra, 444 nucleotides long. Lineage: Eukaryota; Viridiplantae; Streptophyta; Magnoliopsida; Malpighiales; Salicaceae. The record is from the annotation of a GenBank genome assembly.